This is a messenger RNA of Oikopleura dioica, 417 nucleotides long. The record is from the annotation of a GenBank genome assembly. NCBI's taxonomy places the organism in Eukaryota, Metazoa, Chordata, Appendicularia, Copelata, Oikopleuridae.
AUGUGCGCCAAGAGAACUGCUGAAACGAUCAAGGAAGAUGACUAUCCGCGAUUCAAAGUUCGUGCCGACAUCAAAAGCUUUACAACUUACACUCAGCCGGACAAGAGCUUCUACUUGUGCCCAAAAGCUAGAGAAAUAGCUCCAUUGCCCGGAAGAAAACUCCCCGCAAUUGCCGACAAAGUAAAAAAUAACUGGAGAAUUCAUCUCUCUUGCUCUGAAAAAAUCCUCGAUCUGAGCGACCCAGAACAAGUCAAAUUCUUCGAAAGCAUUCCUGAAAUUCUAGGAAACAACGCGAGCGUGGUUUUCUACAUCAAGUAUUGGAAGCCAAGCUCCGAAAACUCCAACCGACAGGACAAUACCGCUCAAGAAAUUGAAGGAACCUUCUUCUUUGACGGAAUCGCAUGCACUCGCAUCUAA